AUGCUGUUCCUCGAAUUCCCCACCGAGAUCGUCCUCCUCGUCGCCGAAAGCAUCCCCCUAGAACGCGACCUAAGCUCUUUGACACGAACAAACCGUCGCCUCCACUCGCUCCUAUCCACUAUUCUUUUGAAAAACAAUAUGCAGAACUCCGACAGCUCCUCCCUCUACUGGGCUGCCCGGAACGGCAAGCUCGUCCACGUCCAGCGGAUGGUCGAGCUCGGCGCCGAUGUCUCAGCCACCGCCGACGGACUCUCUCCUUUAGAUCACGCUGUAUGCGAAGGCCAUGCGGAUGUUGUCAAGUACCUCCUCGAGAAGGGCGCGCCGUACCGAUGGAGCGAAACUCGACCUUGGACGCCGCUUUGUGCUGCUGCGGCAGCCGGAUUCACCGAGAUUGUCCAAAUCCUACUCGAUCAUCACGGGCCUGAGCGCGGGACUCAGAAAGAGGACGACCUGAAGGCACUCAAGGACUCCCCAUCAUGGGCCAAUUGGCGUGUGGUCAAGUCGCUCUUUCACACCAACCUGGCAGGGAUCGAACGAGAAAGAUUCGAAUACACCGUCCCGCUGUUCAUGGCAAUUGCAGGCGGACAUUGCGAGACAGCUGAAGUACUGAUGAAGGACAAGAGAGUGGACGUCAACUAUCGCGACCGGGUGGACCGCUCGCCGCUGAUAUGGGCUUUGUCGCACGGCCAUGAGAAUCUGGUCACCCCUCUCCUGCAAAACGGCGCCGACGCGAAUGUCCAGAACCGAGAUACCGGCGAGACGCUGCUCGUCACGGCCAUCCGCGAACACAAGCUGUCUCUGCUGCGAAGCUAUCUCGCUCAAGGCGUUGUCGACCCCAACCUCACCGAUCGGAACUUUCGCACCCCGCUGUGGGCGGCGCUGGACUCGUGGCAUCGUACGGACAUCCUCCAGGAACUGCUGGCAAGGCCGGACUUGGACGUGAACAAGAAAGCCAGUGUCGCCGAUAGGACCCGCGGUGGCCUCACGCCUCUACUCCACGCCAUUCGGGAACGUCAAGAAAAGGUUGCGAGAAUGCUCCUCGAGCACCCUACGCUCGACAGUACCUCGAUCAACAGCACAGAUGACCAGAAGCGAACGCCGCUUUCCUAUGCAGCCCAAUACGGUCUUGUCGAACUCAUCAAUAUCUUGCUGUCAAAGGGCGCAGACCCUCAACUAGCCGACCAAGACGGAAGGGUACCUCACUCGUACGCUGCCGAGAGGGGGCACGCGCAAGCUAUCAGGAACCUGGUACAAACAGGGCGAGUCCCAAUCGACGCAGCCGACAGCCAAGGCCAGGCGCCCAUCUUCUGGGCCAUCCGGGGCGGCAAUGUGGAUAUGGUUGAGACGCUCGUCGAGAUUGGCGCUGACCCAAAUCAACAAGACAAGGCCGGCAGCACGCCUUUAAUAUGCCUCGUCAAGCGAUCAGCAAGAAAGCCCACUCUCGCGCCGGACGACGAGCAAGCGAUUACCUUUCUGUUGAACCAGAAGGCGAACCCGAGUAUACGGGACGCAGAAGGCAUGACGGCGUUGGAUUGGGCUUGCAAGUACAAAUGGGGCGAGCUCAUGGCCGGUCUGGUGAAGUCGUCUCCAUCUGGUAUGAGAAUAGACGAGGUAGACAGCACCGUGGAGAGUAUUAUCGCAGCCUCAAGGUCCAAUUCUUGCGCAGCGUACGUACAACGGCGCGUUUGGAAGAUGGGAGUCGGUGCUGGGGGUGACUGGGAGGACAUGCGGCAAUGA
Aspergillus mulundensis is the source of this 1737-nucleotide messenger RNA. RefSeq names its product ankyrin repeat domain-containing protein. Lineage: Eukaryota; Fungi; Ascomycota; Eurotiomycetes; Eurotiales; Aspergillaceae. Bases 1 to 1737 code for a protein of 578 amino acids. Gene Ontology annotation, molecular function: protein binding. The transcript has a single exon. The record is from RefSeq and is a predicted model, not a curated record.